GUUCGCUCAGCACAAGAGAGUUUCUGCAGAUUGACGUCUGCUGUAAACGUUGCGAUGAGAUGUUUUAACUAUUUAUACAUUUUAUUUUCAACUAUUUGACUGUAGUCCCAUGCACGGGAAGUUCUUAAUUUGGCGUUGGGAUGAUUAAAUCAUCAUUCGUUCUGCAGUGAUGGACAACAUUGAAGACGUGGACACUUUGGGAGAGAAACUGUAUAAUGUCCUACAUCCCAAAUACACAGACAUGACACCUAAACUGACAGUUCUCUGUUCUCUGAUUGGCUGCAGGUAUGUUGCUCGAGCUGCCUGCUUCUGUAGUGAAUGAGAUGCUACAGGAUGAAGCUCUGCUGAAUAAAGCAACAGAGAGAGCUCUGAAUGCUCUGACGUCAUCGGACAACAGUGAAGGUGUGUCUCAGACUGAUGAUGGAGCAUCUGUGUCCUCAGAUUCUUUGGGAGAACAGCUGUAUGACCUCAUUGACCUCCUAAACACGGGACACACACAGAAAAUUACAGGUAUGUUAUUAGAGCAGAAAAAGGAUGCGGUGCUUCGGCUCCUGUCGAAUCAGACGCUCCUCGAGGAACAAGUCAAGAUUGCUUUGAAAACUUUAAAAGAGCAGGGUGAAGAGGUGACGGACGUGAGUGACGGCUCUGACCCAGAGGAAGUGGAAAACAUCGGUGAGGCGCUUUUCAGUGUCGUGCAGCAGUUAGACCCCGCCCACUGUGCUGACAUCACAGGGAUGCUACUGGAAAUGGAUUCUGGAACGCUGCAACAGAUUCUGGCCAACCGGACCAUGCUGGAGGUUGCGGUUAAAAAAGCAAAAAGUGCACUGGAGAGUGCUGCAAGCCAAAGACCAUUAGAAAUGUCAAAAUGAGGCUUUACAUCUCUACAAACCAUGUGGCCUAGAGGACUGCACAUACAGGAUAGUCAGAGAAACUUGACUUGGACUCUUGGGCCCAAACUGCUGUAUGAUUUUUUGCACAACUAAAGACGCUGUUUACGUGACCGUAUAUGCAUAGAGAAUAAAACAAAACAAUUUGCCUGCAAAUUCAACAUAGAUAGAUUGAAACCUGCAUCUCUUGCAUGAACAUUCCCCGGGCUUUUGCACAUUUCAAACGGCCAUCAGCUACAUUCUUGUCUGUCUUUAUAGAUUUUAAUAUUACAUUUUUUUCUGUUAAUAAAGGAUGCAAAUGGAAUUGCAGGAUACAA
Misgurnus anguillicaudatus (oriental weatherfish) is the source of this 1204-nucleotide messenger RNA. RefSeq lists its product as uncharacterized. Gene Ontology annotation, biological process: protein polyubiquitination; positive regulation of canonical Wnt signaling pathway. The record is from RefSeq and is a predicted model, not a curated record. Gene Ontology annotation, molecular function: ubiquitin-ubiquitin ligase activity; RNA binding. Gene Ontology annotation, cellular component: cytoplasm; nucleus. Lineage: Eukaryota; Metazoa; Chordata; Actinopteri; Cypriniformes; Cobitidae.